Messenger RNA from Scomber japonicus (chub mackerel), 1687 nucleotides. RefSeq names its product tripartite motif-containing protein 16-like. The record is from RefSeq and is a predicted model, not a curated record. Gene Ontology annotation, molecular function: zinc ion binding. The transcript has a single exon. Lineage: Eukaryota; Metazoa; Chordata; Actinopteri; Scombriformes; Scombridae. The coding region runs from base 98 to 1687 and encodes 529 amino acids.
CAGAGUCAACCAGAGACCAACAAGGAGCAUCCUGAGGACUCAACACCCAAUAAUAUUCAACAGAAAACUAAUCAAGCAACCUCAGGCUUUUGAAAACAUGUCUGACAGUACACAAAAAGACCCGCAAGUUAUCUUUUGUGACGUGUGCACAGAUGAGGACAGGAAACCAGCACGAAAGACCUGCAUGAAAUGUGAGAUCUCCAUGUGCGUCCAGCAUCUCCAGAUCCACCUGACCACUCCUGUGUUGAUACAAACUCAUCCUCUGACUGAGCCGAUGGCUUUAUGUGGGACCACUAAAUGCCCUCAACAUGGCAAACUGCUGGAGUACUACUGUCUGGAUGACAGGACCUGUCUCUGUGUUUCCUGUGCCAUUGAAGGCCAGCACCGCCUGCACAACAUGAAGACCUUCUCCACAGCCCACAAGGAGCUCAUGGAAAAGCUCAGUGCUGAGCAGCAGGCUUUACUGGUGAAAACUGAUGAUGAGAACGUGAGUCUGGAAAAGUGGGAGAAAAGUGAAAGAGAGAAGCUGGGUCGCUGCAGUGUGCGUCUCAUUGAGGCUGUGAGUAAGCUGCGUGACACCGCCUUGACCAGCGUCCAGAGUUCAGUCUCUGCUCGUAUGGUGGCCAUGAAAACCAGUAAGAGCAGCAUGCAAGCAGCACAGGAGGAGAAAGACACCUUCAGAUUCCUGCAGAUGUAUUCUCAGGUGCAUCAGGAUAUGGAGAAGGCCAAGGCCGUGGAUCUGAGAAAAGGGUUGGAGCCUGGCAGCGAUCGUGAUAAACUGGUUGAGGAGAUGAGACAGGGUGGUGAAAAGAUGACUGAGCAAGCAGACCAGUUGUGGUGUUCUUUGUUGACUCUGGUUGACCCUGAAAACCACCAGGAGCUCAUUGCUACUAGUUCAGACCUGAUCUUUGACCCGCAGAAUUGGGGCCCUGGCAUAUCACUGUCCAAAGACCAGAGGAAGGUUUUCUACACUGAUAAGCUGGAACAAAACUCUUCCACGUCCAGCAUUUUUCACCUUAAGAGUACCCAGUCGGUUCCCAACUUUCAGAGGUGGGUGAUCAGCCUUUCUGAAGACUGUGACUGGACCGUUGGUUUAUGUGACAAAAAAUAUGCAAAAGAGUCGAACAAUGGAGAUGUCUAUGGACUGUGCUGCAAAGAAGGUAACAAUCUCAGCUUUCUCACAACAGAAUAUGAUGAGGUUAUCGAAGCAUCUGAAUCCAUGCAAAACAUGCAAAAGCCCAAUCAAGAGAAAAAACGCAGUGUCUCUCUUCAGCCGAUCAACCCUCCAGGUGAAGAUGUCACAAAGAUAAUGGCACGACCACAAAAAGUGGAAGUGGUGUGGAGCUUUCCUAACUCAUUAUCGUUCUUCAGCAGGAUCGGCCAGAACCAGAGAAUGAAAAUAGUCACAGUUAAAAUCAGCUCCUCCAACUGGGAACUAGCUCCUUUUGUUCGUUUUGAAGGGAAAAAGUCACAACAGAGUGUGAAUAAGGCAAGUCAAAGUCUAUUUGGAGCUCAACCACAAUACCAGAAGGAAUGGAAAUGCUCAUGUGGGAUGGUUUACAGUGAGACCAGAGAUGGAUACAAUCAAAUAGGGACCUUUUACGGCAUGUCUUGCCAGAAUACCUGUUCUUGUGGACAAGUUAUCGGUCCCCCGCCCAUCACAGAGGUGUUUUGUGAACUUCUGUAA